Messenger RNA from Penicillium griseofulvum, 1362 nucleotides. RefSeq lists its product as uncharacterized. The transcript has 2 exons. Bases 1 to 1362 code for a protein of 453 amino acids. Lineage: Eukaryota; Fungi; Ascomycota; Eurotiomycetes; Eurotiales; Aspergillaceae. The record is from RefSeq and is a predicted model, not a curated record.
AUGUCUUAUGAGACACUGGAUGCACCCAAUGGGUCAGCAUUGACGUGGAUCUUUGAUCAUUGCUUGCGUUACGCCGACAACUACGAAAUUUCCCUUCGUGCUGCAUACGAACUCAAUUCCCACACAUCGAAAGGCACAAUGGGGUCUUCAUUUAUUCCUCUAUCCCCCUCCAUCUUCCGCACUUCUGUGUGGUCUAAAAAAUCUCGCGACUCCAAGUCUUCUGAUGAUACUCCUUUUUACGACACCAAUGCUGAAUUCCGUGCCUAUUUGACCAAGGCUGUCUCUGAAUUGCCUGCUCAACCAUGCUUGCUCCCUCCGAGCUUCAUUCUUUCCUUUGUGCGCCGCUGUUUUUGUCUGGAUCUAUCCGAGGUCGACUUUGCCCAGGCUUUAACUGCUCUUGAUUACAUCAGAACCCUCCAAACUCGCUGGAAAAAGGAGAUUGAGGCCUCCUUUAACCGACUCAACGUUACUUCUAAGGAUGCGAGUGACCCCGAGCACUCGGAAGUGGCGCGCAAGUAUCCCAAUGUCCUGACCUGGUACGAAUCAAUUACCGAGAAGGCACUCUUGAUCGAGCGUCUGUACACUCAUGUCCAUCUCGGCCUGCGUCGCUGGAUGCUUGUCAAUCAGAUAAUGCUUGAGCCAUUCGACAAGGCCAACUGCCUUGCUCUUCUCAACACCCUACUGCCUCCUGUUCACCGAGACAGCCCUACCCCAACACAGCAGUUGUCGACAGCGACCCUUGGGCAGCAUCGUGAUAAGUUCUUCAAACUUAUUACCAGCUACAAUGGUGAUCCUUCAAUGCUGGAAUCUGUCAUUAAGCAAGGCGCUCGCUACAACGAGGAGAAUGGGUGGCCUGCAUUGCAUGAAGCCUUAGACCGAUACUUGAACGCAGUCCUUGAAAUGAUCGACGAGUGUACUUUGAUCAACGAUCCUUCUCAGAUUGGCAAAUCCGGCGUUCAGCGCCGCACCGACUCGGGCAUCAGCUUCGGCCCCGAUUUCGGCCCCUCUCCUGCUUUCUCUCAAUCUUCGGACACCGAAAAGCCUCUUCCCCAUUUCCCAGAACCGAACACAGGCACUAGCAAGCAUGGAUCGUUCCUGGACCGAUUUGCCUCCUUGUCAGGAUGGGGCAAGAAGAAAGAUCCCAAGAAGGAGCAGGAGAGGGAGUUUGCGCGCAGUCUGAAGAAGAUGCAGUCCAUCAAAUCGUUCGGCAGCCGGGCUAGCAGCACCAAGACACCCAAGUUCAGCUCAAAUAUGAACUUCGAAUUAACUGACGAUAAGCGCCGCCGUUUGAUUGAGGAAGCCGAAGCUCGCAAGGCAAUCGACGCAGCUGAGGCGGGCCAUAACAUCGGUCAGGCCGUUUAA